CGGGCGACGAUUGGCGGAGCCGGGUGUCCGUCAGGCGGCAGCGUGGUGGGGAGCGCGGCGCCGAAGAAGGUUCCAGCACAAGGCAGUGGCCGCCAUGUUGGGUAGACAAGUGGUUGUGUUGAGUCAGAACGUGAAGCGUGAAUCGGGCCGCAGAGUGCAGCAAGGCAACAUCAGCGCGGCCAAGUCUAUUGCAGACGUUAUUCGAACAUGCCUGGGACCAAGAGCUAUGAUGAAGAUGUUGCUGGAUCCUAUGGGUGGCAUCGUUAUGACAAACGAUGGCAAUGCCAUUCUGCGAGAGAUCCAGGUGCAACAUCCAGCAGCCAAGUCCAUGAUUGAGAUUAGCCGCACCCAGGAUGAAGAGGUUGGCGAUGGGACCACCUCCGUCAUCAUCCUCGCUGGAGAGAUGCUGUCGGUAGCUGAGCAGUACCUGGAGCAGCAGAUGCACCCCUCGGUCAUCAUUGGAGCUUAUCACCAGGCACUGGACGACAUGAUCACCACGUUGGAGGAACUCAGCACCCCUGUUGACAUCAAUAACCGGGAUCUGAUGCUGAAGAUUAUCAACAGUGCCAUCAACACCAAGGUGAAUAACUUGCAGCUUGACCUGGCUUGCAACAUCGCCCUCGAUGCGGUGAAGACUGUUGAGUUGGAUGAAAAUGGCCGCAAGGAAAUUGACAUUAAGAAGUAUGCCAAAAUUGAGAAGGUUCCUGGCGGCUUCAUCCAUGACUCGUGCGUGCUGCGGGGAGUGAUGCUGAAUAAGGAUGUCACGCAUUCUCGCAUGCGCCGACACAUCAAGAGUCCCCGCAUCUUGCUGCUGGACUGCUCCCUGGAGUACAAGAAGGGAGAGAGCCAGACUGAUAUUGAGAUCACUCGUGAGGAGGACUUCACUCACAUCCUGCAGAUGGAGGAAAAUUAUAUUCAGCAAAUCUGUGAGGAUAUCAUCCGUCUGAAACCUGAUCUCCUCUUCACUGAGAAGGGCAUCUCAGACCUAGCCAUUCAUUUCCUCAUGAAGGCAAACAUCACUGCAAUCCGUCGCAUCAGGAAGAGUGACAGUAACCGCAUUGCCAGGGCAUGCGGUGCACGAGUGGUUAGCCGGACUGACGAGCUGACUGAGGAGGAUAUUGGAACCAGAGCCGGGCAGUUUGAGGUCAAGAAGAUUGGCGAUGAAUAUUUUGCCUUUGUCACCGAAUGCAAGGACCCCAAAGCUUGUACCAUUCUCCUGCGUGGAGCCAGCAAGGAGAUCCUGGCGGAGGUGGAGCGGAACCUGCAGGACGCGAUGCAAGUGACCCGUAAUGUGCUGCUGGACCCUCGCCUGGUGCCCGGUGGUGGGGCUGUGGAGAUGGCUGUGGCACACACGCUGAUCGAGAAGUCUAAGACCAUGACUGGUGUGGAGCAGUGGCCUUACCGUGCAGUGGCUAACGCCCUGGAGGUCAUUCCCAGAACUCUCAUCCAGAACUGUGGAGCCAGCACCAUCCGCCUGCUCACCUCGCUUAGGGCUAAGCACACGCAGGAAGGUUGCCAGACAUGGGGAGUGAACGGAGAGACCGGGGCCCUGGCUGACAUGAAGGAACUCGGCAUCUGGGAGCCGCUGACGGUCAAGUCACAGACGUUCAAAACCUCGGUGGAGACUGCCAUCCUGUUGCUGCGCAUUGACGACAUUGUGUCCGGCCACAAGAGCAAGAAGGACAGCAACCAAGGUGGUGAAGGGGACGCUGCGUAAAACUAGCAGGGACCCGUGUGACCCAGGAGGACCAGGGCACCCCACCCCCCCAGCCCACACUCCCCGGUAUUUAUUGUUAAAGGAUGUUUGACAGGGUGGUGGAGCGGGCGGCGGGCAGCACAGCUGCUACUUCAGCUGCCCAUCAUUUCCCAUCUGUCGGUGGCCACCUGCUGCAGCUUCACCUCCCUUCUGCCCAUUGGCUUUCAAUAAAGAUUUGACCAAUUAA
Messenger RNA from Amblyraja radiata (thorny skate), 1943 nucleotides. RefSeq names its product chaperonin containing TCP1, subunit 3 (gamma) (gene cct3). The coding region runs from base 95 to 1717 and encodes 540 amino acids. The transcript has 14 exons. NCBI's taxonomy places the organism in Eukaryota, Metazoa, Chordata, Chondrichthyes, Rajiformes, Rajidae. Gene Ontology annotation, biological process: protein folding. The record is from RefSeq and is a predicted model, not a curated record. Gene Ontology annotation, molecular function: ATP binding; ATP hydrolysis activity; ATP-dependent protein folding chaperone.